CCCCCGGGGGCUGUGCCCCUGUCCUGGGGGGGAACGGGGCCACCUUCGCCCCCUCCCCGUUACCGUCCAACCCUCGUGGCUGCCUCGUCCCUAACGCCGAGCGUUGUGUGCAGGAGGAGCUCACCAGCACCAGCGUGGAGCACCUCAUCAUCAACCCCAACGCCGCUUACGAGAAGUUCAAGGACAAGCGCCUGGGCACCGAGGGAGUGGAUUUCUCCGAUCGCAUCGGCAAGACCAGGAAAACGGGCUACGAGUCUGGGGAGUAUGAAAUUCUCGGCGAGGGUCUUGGUGCCAAAGAGACGCCCCAGCAGCGGUACCACCGGCUGCAGCACGAGGUGCAGGAGCUGGUUAGGGAUGUGGAGCAGAUCCAGGUGAGCAUCGCCGCUGCCCUGCGGACCG
This is a messenger RNA of Balearica regulorum gibbericeps (East African grey crowned-crane), 399 nucleotides long. Lineage: Eukaryota; Metazoa; Chordata; Aves; Gruiformes; Gruidae. The record is from RefSeq and is a predicted model, not a curated record.